CGCAGCUCAAGCCAGCUCGCAAGUCACGGAGAGCGUGCAGCAGAACAGAGCAGAGCUACUUCAGGCAGCUUACAAGGAGAAAGACAACUUGCUAAGAGAUUGCGAUGGCGUCCAUGAUGAUGGGAGGAGACUUGGUGGAGGCGUACGUGCUCAAGAACGCGUACAAGGAGAAACUCCGGCGCAUGGAGGCCGCCGAGGAGACGAAGAAGGGCAAGCUGGGCCCCGUGGCGGAGAAGAAGGUCUCGGGCGGCGGAAGCAGGGGAGGAGGAGGCCUGUUUGGGCUCCUUAAGAAGAAGGUGCACCCAAAAGCGGCGGCCGCGUCUCCCAUGGAGACCACCAGCGCUGAAGAAGCAACCUCUUCUUGAUUCAGCUCUGUGUCCGUCCAACAAAUUCGCACGAGGCCUGCUUUUUUCUUCUUCUCGAUCACACGAGGCCUGCCUGCAAUUACGCAAGUAGAGGAUUUUGUGUAGUCUUCAUUCUUUAAUUCUUCCUUUGUUGACGAUCCGGCGUGUUAAUACUCGCUUGGCCUCAUGUUGUUUUCAUUGGUUACUCGGUGUAAUUGUAAAUUAUAUUACGUGAAA
Messenger RNA from Sorghum bicolor (sorghum), 581 nucleotides. RefSeq lists its product as uncharacterized. The record is from RefSeq and is a predicted model, not a curated record. The coding region runs from base 105 to 365 and encodes 86 amino acids. The transcript has a single exon. NCBI's taxonomy places the organism in Eukaryota, Viridiplantae, Streptophyta, Magnoliopsida, Poales, Poaceae.